Ilex paraguariensis (yerba mate) is the source of this 798-nucleotide messenger RNA. The record is from the annotation of a GenBank genome assembly. NCBI's taxonomy places the organism in Eukaryota, Viridiplantae, Streptophyta, Magnoliopsida, Aquifoliales, Aquifoliaceae.
AUGAAGCAACCUACAAUGAGAGUUUCUACCAGGGAAAAAGGUGUGCUAAAGUUGGUGCAUCCAGGUGGGUAUGUGGAGAUUCACAAAGAACCCAUAACUGCAGCUGAAGUCAUGAGAAAGAACCCGAGGCAUUGUGUUGCACGGCCUGACGUGUUUAAGUUUCCAUGGAUUGUGGUUCGACCUGAGUCUGUUUUGAUUCCAGGGAAAGUGUUCUACAUUGUUCCUAAUCGCACAAUCCAUCAUUUGUUAAAGGCCAGAGGGCAGUGUAACCAACCUUCUUCACAACCGGACCAAUCUCCAAAGAAUCAGGACCAUCAUCGCGCUCCCAAAAGAAGUUCACUUUGCAAUUCAGGGGCUGGGAUGACACCCAAGCACCAUUACCAUGAGCAACGCCUUCAGAGACAAUUUCAAUGUAUGCCUCAGGAUGGGACAAGUUCACAGGAAGAAGACUCCAAUGGGAUUCUCGCUAAAAAAUUCUUCAUCAAGUCACGUCCUGAGCCAAUCAUUAAGACCAGAAACACCCACCAAGAAUUUGAUAAUAAAUAUCAAGUCGAUUCAUCAGCUUACAUUAGACCUCCUCAUUCUAAGGAAUAUCAUUUCAAUGGAAAUGAAAUUGGUUCGGUAUUGCCUAAAACCAAGCUUGGUAAUCUACAGUACAAAAGAUGUAAAAAAGUAAUUAACUUGAAAUCUUGUCAGAGGAAGCAAGACAGUGUUCGUAAAUCACUUUAUCUUAGGGUAACUUUUUCUUUGUCAAUUAAAAGUGCAAGUAGUCAAAGAGAUCUCCAACAGGAUGCGUGA